GCACUGAUUGUACAUAAUGAUCCAUAUAUUGAAAGCAUACUGAGGUACGCGCCAGUUUGUCACGAUUAUUUUAUUUACACAUACAAGACAUGAAGUCCCAAAAGACGAUAGAUAUGGCCACUCCUCUAAGUGUGAGCAUAAUGCCAUUGAGACAUAUUUUGCAGUCCAAAAAUGAAGUCCAAAAUGGACAGAAAUUUGGUUAAAAUCAGUAAAGUAGGUGGGGGUGUAGACAACAUAUUUCUCCCUAGCGGGACUUACCCCAGCCGGGAUUCAACAUAAUUCAGGUAAUGUGGCAGCGAGUUCGAUCUUAUGCAAAAAAUACCCUAUGUUGCGAGUGUAGACCUAUCAACUCGUUUGGACAGGCUUCGUUCAUCCAAAAAAUUAGACCAAGAUAUAUAUUGUAUUGUCGAUGGGGGCGAGGCAAGUUCCGCCUCCUUCGAUAGAUGUUGCCCUUUCUGAUAAUUUGUUUUUAAGGAAUUGAAAGCAGCAACAUUGUAAAGUGGUAUUGUUGGGAGGGGGGAUUCUUGCAAUCGUAUGCAGUAAAUUACGAAGCAAUUUAGAUAUUGACACGGAUAAACCUCACUAGUUGAUAACAAAUCUAGGAAUGAAACGACGCGCAUAGACAACUUUGUGUUGUGACCAAUGGAUCACAUGAAAGAGAAAUAAAUUAAUACUUCUAGUUUUUACACUUUAAACCCACUUCCUAAUGAAUCUAAAGCUAAAUGACGUCACGCUGUUACAAUGUGCGCAUUCCCAUGGGACUCCUCGGAUAUGUCCAACCUAGGCCUCGCUACCACAUGAAAUUUAAAGCGUGCAUAAAGCGUGACAUCAUUGUGGUGUACAAGUCUAUCCAAAAUCCUCAAUCUACCACCUUGGCAACUGUUUGGCAAUCAGAGUGUUUUCUUGUCACAAAGCUUGGCAAGAAGAAAGUUUCCAUUACCAGAUUUUAUUUCAGUGUUCCUUUCAGUGAAAAGCUUGGAAUCGAAACUAUGUCCAAAUCAUUUCAACAACAAUUUUCUCUUUUCAAAAAUUAAAUGGACUGAAUGGGAAACUGGAAAUCAAAGCACAUUUCAUUACCAACUGGAAUCCAGCAUACAUGUAUACUGCAUGAAAACAAGCAGUGUUGUAGUCGAAUGCCAUCCAAUCUCACGGCAACUCAUGAGCUAUCUGCCACUUGAUAGACUCGAAAAGGAAAUUUCCUUAUAUUAAAUACAGAGUGACAAUUGUUUAGACAGUAUUUCAGUUAAGAUGCAAAGUACUGCCAGUGAUACUUGAUUUCAUGACUUAUCAAAAUUCCUUUUGAAAAUUUAAGAAAAGUAGUGGCAGUGGACACAGACAUUAGUUACAAAAUAAUUGUAAAUGCCAAGAAGACGACAUGAUUCAUUUGAAAUUUAAGACAUCAAUGUUUGUGGACCUACAAUAGAUAAAAAUUGCUUAGUACAAGUCAGUUUUGCCAAAAAGAGUAAGUGAUCAACCGAAUUGCUACUUCUACUGGCAGCCAGCUCCUCUUGGCCAAUUAUGAGGCAUAACAUAAAUCCCCAAGCGAGCAUGUAAUUGACUAUUUGAGAUAACACUAUACCUAUUCCAUCACUGAUGCCUGCCAGGAAAAGUUACUAAUAACACAGCUGUUCUGUUAUUGGCUCAAUACAUAAUAUGGAAAUAGCUUCAUUCAGAAGUUCUCGCAUAUAAUUUUUUUUAUCAAUCUGCACACAAAACAUGUAAAAGUUAACUCAGACAAGUAACAUUACGCUGUAGUACACAGCAAACAUCUGGUAAAGUUCAGUCUGAACAAGUUUUAUAAAAUUGUUCCUCUUUAUGUGGAAUGGUUGUAACUGUUGACUUUCAAUUUAAACACAAUAACUCAAUAUGCAGACAUUGUUUGGUAAAUAAAUCCAUUAAUCAAAAUGUAAAGGUUGAAUCUAAUGCAGGAUCAGCGUAAACUAACACAGCCAGUAGUGAACAUGCACAACAUCACUAAAAAUGUAGGGUCGUUUUUCUUGUGACUAAAGAUUUUCACAUGGUUUUAACCAGAGUCCAGUUUAUGGUACUGCUAAGCAGAAAUGCUCUCUUGCAACAACACAUGUCCAGCAAUAAUUGGUUGACAGCCAGUCACAAGCAAUGUGCUUUGCAUGGAAGUAUGGUUGGUCACCAGCUUUUGCAGUGCUUGAAUAAAUAAUAUCAUUUAAACACAGAUGCAGGAUAUACUGGAUUUUUAUGAUUCAAAGUCGGUGAUACAGCUGGUUCAUACCUCAGGCAAACUAGAAUUUUGAUGUCACAAAACAGUUACAGUUCACUUACACUUCACUUGAAAUGUGUUGAGAUUUUGUGAAUUCACUGCAUGAGCAUUUGAUCUGAUGUCACCAUUUUACAUUCGUAUUCACUUUUGCACCAAGUAUGAAAGGCCUCCAAGCAUACCACAAAUACACUGUCCUUCAGUGAAAGUAUAAAUCAGAGGAAUUGGCAAGAUUCGUACAAAUUCUGUAAACGAGGGAAUGAAGACCAGUACAGAGUCAACACUACAGUCAUUGAAAAAAAUGAAGGAAGUGGACGUUAUGCUUGGUGUGGACUUACAGCGGCGGAGAAGCAAGAACUACUGAUAUUAUGCAGAAAGGACUUACGCUUGUGGACAGUUGAAAUGCAGGAUGGAUCACCACAUAUGAACAUGACCAAAACUGUCUCGCUGAAGAUUUGGACGAGAAAGGUGGAAGCUAGGAUGCAAAGGAAGAGCAAAGACAAGACAAAGAGACGAUAACGGCGCGGAUGCUACACACAGUUUGAACUGAAUGAGCUGAAACGUGCCGUCAACAGACUUGCUAAUCCAACAACAACAAAAAAAUCCGGAAAAUAGGUGAGACAGGACGAUGCAAGAAUGAAACUCAUUAUACUGCUCGACAGCUAGCAAGACAUGAAAACAAGUUGGAAACAGUAACCUUGGCUCUUUCAGAUUUCAAACAUGACCAAGAACCCAGGAUAACGCCAGUCAUCGUAACAUUUAAAUAUCAAUUUAAUGAAGAGUUGGUGUUGUGUUUGAAAGAUGGGGAAACUUUAAAACCCUGUGCAUUCUAAUAAAGAUUAAAAGAGACUGUGAUCACAUUUAAAAUAGGUUAUUCCUAAUAUUUAUCUUCUUAACAGCGAGGAAACAACCGAGGAACGAUGACACUGAACUUACCAAAGGUAAUCAAAUGAAGUUGAAUAAAUAAAUUUGAGAGUAGUUAUGCAAAUUCAAUGCAUCUUCAGUUUUAUUUGUUUUUAAAUUUGUACUUCUUUCAUGUUUUUUACAGUGCUAGGUGAACAGAAGGGUGUUCACACCCAGCUGGUGUCUAAUUCAGACUAUAAUCCCCAAUGCAAUCUGAACAAAGAUGAUAGCUUGCAUUUGUCUGAUAUAGACAUACUUUUGGAACAGGUGGCAGAAGAGGAGAGUGACCAAGGCACUACAACAGAUGCUGCACAAGAAGUUGUAAAUCAACCUCCAUCCAAAAAAGACGGCGGUCUGCCAUUGUCUGAUAAAAAUGCAGGCACUACAACAGAUGCUGCACAAGAAGUUGUAAAUCAACCUCCAUCCAAAAAAGACGGCGGUCUGCCAUUGUCUGAUAUCGACAUACUUCUUAAUCAAGUAACAACAGAAGAGGAUAACCAAAAAGGUAUUGCUGAGCAGCUCAAAGAAGUUCCACGAGACUCUACAGAUGAGCCUGCACCAACUCGACAGGCUGUACAUGAGACAGGGAUAACUAAAUCUAAAGCAUCUUAAGAAAAUGGGCGUGGAGACUGUAAAUGACCUGAUGAGAAGGAUGUAUCCCAGACCCUGACACCGAUCGAAGCAAGAAAACUGCUAGACCGUCUAAAAUGCAUUGGUGAGUCCAACAUAUGGUUUUUGAAUCCCAGUGCCCUGAAUGGGUUAUUAAACAACUCUCGGUCAGCACGUUCGAAUAAUUGGCACAAGUGAAAUUCCACUUGGUCUGUUUAAUUGUGCCUUGUGAAGUUAUGCAUUACACCCAAUCUGCCAUAUUUGGCACCAAAGUACAAUACAGUCACCUGUGUGCAUUCCUGAGAUGUGCACUUUGCCAUUGUCAGGGAGAGCCUAAUUGAUGCGGUAACUCUGCACCAUGAAAAUUCACGCACGUAGGAGUGCGCUUGAAUCUUUCAAGCAUGUUUUUAUUCCAUAUCAACUGCCAGUUAAAGGAUAUUGAUCAUGGCUGAAGCAUGAAAAAGGGAAUAAGGUAUACUGCAUUCCUGUUCAAGUAUUCCGCUCUGCCCUGUGGGACAUGGAAACCCCCAAUUAUUCCGAUUUCUGCUAUAAAGAAGUGGGAGUCCGCAAUUAAUGGUGUAAUCAUCUAGAGGUGUUGGGGGUGUUUGGGGCAGGUAGGUUACCACAGAUGCUUGCCAAGUUGGGGGCUCAUAUGGUGGCACUCAAAUACAUGUAUCAGAAAUGCAUUUGUGGGUUCACCAAGGUAGUGCAGAGUGCCCAAGAGAUGUGGGGGUUGUUUCACAUGGAUGGCCCCUAAUUAGCAGAGGUAUUCCAAUUGUCAAAACUGAAAAAAGUAUUACUUUACCCUUUUGAUGUUUCCCAGAUGGUGGCUCCCAAAAUUGUCCUGUCAAAGCAACACAUCCACUUGAUGAUUCACCAUCCUCAAAAAGUACCUCUUCAGCA
Messenger RNA from Acanthaster planci (crown-of-thorns starfish), 4648 nucleotides. RefSeq lists its product as uncharacterized. NCBI's taxonomy places the organism in Eukaryota, Metazoa, Echinodermata, Asteroidea, Valvatida, Acanthasteridae. The record is from RefSeq and is a predicted model, not a curated record.